Messenger RNA from Vidua macroura (Pin-tailed whydah), 1065 nucleotides. RefSeq names its product serine protease 57 (gene PRSS57). Gene Ontology annotation, biological process: proteolysis. The transcript is spliced from 5 exons. The record is from RefSeq and is a predicted model, not a curated record. NCBI's taxonomy places the organism in Eukaryota, Metazoa, Chordata, Aves, Passeriformes, Viduidae. Bases 1 to 897 code for a protein of 298 amino acids. Gene Ontology annotation, molecular function: serine-type endopeptidase activity.
AUGCCAAGGCUCAGCCCCUGGAGGGAUUUAAGCACCCCCACCCCGAGCAGCCCCAGCGGUGGUGGCAGUGGCCCACUCUGUGCCACCAUGGUCACAGCGGGGCUCUUCAUCCUCAGCCUGGGAGGCUCCAUCCUGCUCCCAGCUCUGGCCGCGGCAGGCACCCAGGGGAGCCAGAUCAUCGGGGGAAAGGCAGCAGCACCCCAUUCCCGACCCUUCAUCGCCUCCAUCCAGAUGGACGGGGAGCACGUCUGCGGGGGCUUCCUGGUGUGGCCCAAGUGGGUGAUGACAGCUGCCCACUGCUUCAUUCCCAGGCGCAGCCCCUCGGUGCGCGUGGUGCUGGGAGCCCAGCGGCUGCAGGAGCCCGAGGAGUCCCAGCAGAUCUUCAGCGUGGCCGAGUCCAUCGCCCACCCACUCUACAACCCCCACGCCACGGACAACGACAUCCGCCUGCUCCGGCUGAACGGGUCGGCCACGCUGAACAAGUACGUGAAGCGGAUCCGCCUGCCCUCCCCGCACAUCGACCUGAAGCCCGGCACUGUCUGCUCCGUGAUGGGCUGGGGGGACACCUCCAACUUUGGAGACCAGCCCACCGAGCUGAUGGAGACCAACACCACCAUCAUCAAGAGGAGCCUCUGCCGGACACUGUGGAGGGGCAAGGUCUCGGCCAACAUGCUGUGCGGGGCCAGCCGCAACACCACGCUGCAGGGAGUCUGUGCUGGUGACUCCGGGGGACCCCUGGUCUUCAAGGACAAGGUUCAUGGCAUUGUCUCCUUCUCUGGGCAGAGAUGUGGGGACCGCCGGUUCCCUGACAUCUACACCAAGAUCUCCAACUACAUUGACUGGGUGCAUCACGUUGUGCGAGGGUUCCACCAUGGGAAGGGGUGGUUGAAGCCCUAGGGUGGCUGGGAGUCCUGGGGGCAGGCGGGCUGUGGGAAGAGGGGCUGAGAUGUCUCCUGGGAGGGGAGAAGAGGGCCAGAACUUCCACAUCUUCUGGCUCUGGAGGGGCUGGGAGCUGAUGCUCAGGGCUCCUUGACCCAGGUCAGGGCAGGAGCUCCUCUCUGCCCA